Lineus longissimus is the source of this 1444-nucleotide messenger RNA. Its product is annotated as glutathione S-transferase theta-1-like. NCBI's taxonomy places the organism in Eukaryota, Metazoa, Nemertea, Pilidiophora, Heteronemertea, Lineidae. The transcript is spliced from 6 exons. Gene Ontology annotation, cellular component: cytoplasm. Gene Ontology annotation, molecular function: glutathione transferase activity. Bases 633 to 1379 code for a protein of 248 amino acids. The record is from RefSeq and is a predicted model, not a curated record. Gene Ontology annotation, biological process: glutathione metabolic process.
ACUUCCAGCGGCAGUAUCGCCUCUGUUGCCUCUGUCCACUGAGGGCCAAGAUGCGACACGACCGUCAUGUCGAUUAAUUCAAUUGACAAGACGUCUUCGUUGCAAUAUGUAAACUUUUCGGUCAACCGGCGUCGUCGCUAUAAGAGAAAUGCCAUCGCCUCGAGCCUUGUCAUGGCCAAAUCUAAUGUGGACUUGCCAAAACCAACAUUGAUAUUAUUCUAACGGAUUAGUGUAAUGAAGUCUAUUAAUCCUUGCAACAGAGCGAAAGUUUCCAGUUUACUUUCACAAGACCAGGCAAGUUCACAAUCAAGAAUUCGUGAUAGCAAAUUUGAAAACUUUUAAGGUUUAUUGUUUUUGGUGAGAGCAAAAUGUGUGUGUCCUUAUAAAGUUUGAUGUGUGGAAUGUGACAAAAAUUGCCAUUGAUUCUGGUUAAACAGGAUGUUCAGGGGGGCAUUGUGUUGACGUGCCCUUAUACGUAUCAGCGCAGUUGCAGAAAAGUGGUGGAGACGAGCGGUAAAGCAGCAGAUGGUCGGCUUAUGUUUAAUUUUACCAGAGUUUUGACUGACUAUAGUUACCACAGAUCUUGACGAGCGACGGGACAACCAGCUUCACCCGCCAAGGUUCCCCAGGAAAUGGCGAGUGCCAUCACCCCGCCGGGUAGCACCGGCAGCGGAGACGGCGGCAAGAAAGUACUAAAGAAACCCGUGGAAUUAUACUUGGUCAGGAUUUAUCCGCCUUGCAGAGCUGUUUGGCUAUAUCUUUUACAGAACCAGAUCCCCCAUAAACUCAUCGACGUAGACUUCACCAAAGGCGAAGAGACCACGCCUGAGUUCAUCCAGAAAAAUCCUCACCAGGAAGUCCCCAUACUGGUUGAUGGGGAUGUGGUCGUCUUUGAAGGCCAAGCAAUCCUACGGUAUCUGGCAUCGGAGUACACCAAUCAUAAAUAUUAUGGCCAUAACACAUCAACGAGGUUCCUCUGUGAGUCCAUGAUAAGCUGGGCAAACUCAGAUCUACACCGGGUGGUUGGAUACCGGUACACAUACCCCCAGUUUCUGGAGAAAUUCCGACUACCAACCGAUUCUGCCAAUGAGGCCCUGAUCGAAUCCGGCAUUAAACAACUGACAAAACAUCUGGAAACUAUAGAAAGGCGAUAUUUAGAGAAGGGCAGAUUUCUUUGCGGAGACAAGAUGACAGUUGCGGAUUCGUACGUGGCGACUAUUCUGGUUCAGAUGGAAUGGGUGGGGUUUAAGUUCUCUAUGUGGCCAAAGCUAGAAGACUGGCUGAGUCGAGUGAAGAGACAGGACUUUUGGAAUGAGGUGCAUGCUGCACAUAAUGCUUUUGUGACAGAAUUAGAAGGUGCCAAUUACAUGUUUGAUUGAAAAUUUGACCUGCUUUGUAAAAUGUAACAAUUUGAAAAUAAAAAUGAAGGAUGUUUUCUUUUAUA